AUGUCUACUGCUGGAUUUAGCAUAGCUCGCCAGAUAAAACUGGUCUUAGACAAAAUGGAGGCAGCUGCUCUCAGACGACCAGAAAGCCUUCAAUAUGCAAAACCCAGACUUGUUGCUGUGUCUAAAACCAAAAGUGUUGACAUGAUUAUUGAAGCUUAUGAUGCUGGACAGAGGCAUUUUGGAGAAAAUUAUGUGGUGGAGCUGUAUGAUAAAGCCAGUGAUUUUGAAUUACAGGAUCGGUGUCGUGAUAUCAGGUGGCAUUUCAUUGGACAUUUGCAAAGAAACAAAGUGUCCAAGUUGUUAGAUGUACCAAAUCUUUUUGUUGUCGAAACAGUCGACAGUAUCCGACUUGCAAAAGCCAUAAAUGAAACCUGGCAGAGAUUAAACAAAAUAGAUCCUCUUAAUGUCAUGGCUCAGGUGAACACAAGUGGAGAAGAAAGCAAAAGUGGGUGUGCACCCGAAGAAGUCGUACAGCUGGUGAAGUAUAUUAAAGAAGAGUGUCCCAGAAUUAGCCUGGUUGGUCUGAUGACUAUUGGUUCCUUUGAUCAUGAUCCAAGUACAGGCCCAAAUCCAGAUUUUCAGGCACUGUUCAAAGCUCGAGAAAAUGUGUGCAAGGAAUUGGACAUGAGGCCACAGGAUUUGGAUCUUAGCAUGGGCAUGUCCAACGAUUUUGAACAUGCUAUUGAAAUGGGAAGCACCAGCGUUAGAGUAGGAAGUACCAUAUUUGGAUCUCGAAGUGCACCAGAAACCAGCCAUGAGCACAAAGAAACUGAAUUACACGCUUCUGCAUGA
Candidula unifasciata is the source of this 792-nucleotide messenger RNA. Lineage: Eukaryota; Metazoa; Mollusca; Gastropoda; Stylommatophora; Geomitridae. The record is from the annotation of a GenBank genome assembly.